CUAAAGCCUAAUUCAAAAGCCAUGUUCUCCAAAGCUGUGCUGCUCUUGGCCGCCAUCCUGGCAUCCCGAUGCUUUGACAGCGGCUCUUCCAGACGAACGCUCGCAGUGGCCUGCGAGGAUGAGGAGGAGGAGGCUGCUAAGGCCAUGGAUUCGACGGCGGGGCUGGAAAACAAUAGAUAUAGCUAUGACUAUAGUACUGCCAGUAAUAACAACAACUACAAGUACCGAGUGUACGGGGAUGUUGAUGGCAUUGCAGAUAGCAACGAGUCCGACAACAAUGGCAACUAUAACUACAACAAAGCACCGGCCAAAUGGCAGCAACAGCAGCAGUAUUACCAGCAACAACAGCAAAAACUCUACGGAAAUCCCAUCCACGGCAUAUACGACAGCCAACAGCAACAUGAACAACAGCAGCAGCAGCAACAGCAACAGCAACAGCAGCAACAUGAACAACAGCAACAGGAACAGGGACUAGGAGAGUUUGAUGAUGAUCCCGAGAAUGCUCGCAACGACUUCCGUCUGCAAUUGUCCGACUUAAAUGCGGCCGUUCAAGGUGUGGACAGGUUUGAUGGCCAGGACCGUGACAGCAGCAACAGCAACGAUUACGGGGAAGACACCAGCAACUGGCACGACCAAUUGCAGCUUACUCGACGAAGCCGCAACAGCAACAUUAAUCAAAGGGCAGCUGAAGAUGAUGAAAGACUGGCACCAGUACCAGGUCAGGCGGAGUUGGCCGGAGAUGAUGGCGUGGACGUCGAGGGCGAAGAGGACUACGCUGUGACCCGGGAGGGUCAGGAUGAGGAAGCCAAUGAGUUGAGUGCGCAGCUUCCCUACGGCAUUCAAAAUGUGCGAAAGCGACGCGUGCGCAGCGUUAUGCCCCCACCCCAGCACUUAAUUGGCCCCAAUCCCGGCUCAGAUGGGGUGGUCACUUACCAGUCGCUCUGUCCGACGAAUCGCGUCACCGUUAAGCUGGACAGCGGAGAAUACCGUCCCAAUCACUACGUGGAGGUCACCUGUGCCAACAACUAUUCGCCCCUUCCGUCCCGGAAUCACAAUUACGAGUAUGGCUACAGGGGCAAUGAACUGCUCCGGGCCCUGCUUUCCGAAAGAGGCGAAAAACGAGAGAUAUGCUCUGCGACAGGCUUCUCCUGCAUCCAACUGAAUCGCACCAUUCACCUGAUCCGAUUGAACGAGGGCUCCGGUUGCUGGGAAUCCGAGACACGGACAGUGCCCUCCGGUUGCGAGUGCAUGUGGCCGAAACACAGCUAUGGGGACAUCGCCUUCUAUCAUCAGGCGCAGAAGAAGCGGAGUGGCGCCUCCACCCUAAGGACGCAUCAUCACAGCAUCAAUGUGGACUAUAAACCUGGCGUAGGAUACCGCCAACUGACUCUCCGCAACCGAAAUCCCAGCUCUCGCACUCGACGCGAAGACCUGGGCUAUGAUAGCUAUGAAUUCAAAUAGUAGACUCGAAUGCAAAGGAGAGUGGACUUGGCCCAAUUGGAAUUUUGGCUUUUUGUGGUUUAGCAACUAAGUUUGAUCCCCAUAAAUUAUUUUUCGGUUUAGAUUACAAUUAGUAUUUAGUGGCGGUGUAUAAAAUAUACAAAAAAAAACUACAAUG
Molecule: messenger RNA, 1618 nt
Organism: Drosophila bipectinata
Lineage: Eukaryota; Metazoa; Arthropoda; Insecta; Diptera; Drosophilidae
Source: RefSeq, a predicted model, not a curated record